AUGAGAACAAAUUCUUUCAUCUUCACGGGAAAGUCUGGCAAAGCUGCAAACACCGACAGCCUGAAUGACCAACAUGAAAACCAGGAAGAAGGUGGGGUUAGCUCAGGGGAAGCAGCAGCAGCCUCUGGCACAGCAGAGAUGCCGUCCGACAGUGAUAACGGCUCCUCCAGUGCCGAUGCAGGGCCUACAAGGGGCAGUGACACAUAUGACGAGGCAUCAGAAAUUAAAGCAGUGCUCUCUGAGAUCCAAGAACUCUGGGAAAACCAAGGAAAACUCAAAGAAUCCUUUAAAAACCUUAGAGCCACCUACCAGCAAAGGAACACAGAGAUCCUGGAGGCCCUGCAAGAGGAACAAUUCAGGUAG
Molecule: messenger RNA, 363 nt
Organism: Menidia menidia (Atlantic silverside)
Lineage: Eukaryota; Metazoa; Chordata; Actinopteri; Atheriniformes; Atherinopsidae
Source: the annotation of a GenBank genome assembly